AUGUCGAGGCAACCGCAACAACCGUUUCCUUACGGGAAUACAUAUCCAGAAGGAUACACUCAACAACAGGUCUACAACUACCAGUAUCCGCAACAAUCUCCGGUGUACGCUCAACACCCGCAGCAGCAACAACAGCGACUGUAUACUCAGCCGGCUGUAGCAUACCAGCAACAGUAUUUCGGGCAGCCGCAGUAUUACUACCAAACCACCGGGCAGCUCGGCCUGUCGGCCUCGGACAUGCAGCAAGAAAAUACUUACGACGACCUCGAAAGCUACUACGAACAGAACGAAGCUCAACAACAACAAUACGACCAAGGCUCAACCUCUCCCUCUCUUCCCGCAGACGCUCGCCGACCUGGAACGCCACACCCGGACGUGUCACGAAUGGCAGAGUACUGA
Messenger RNA from Saxophila tyrrhenica, 399 nucleotides. RefSeq lists its product as uncharacterized. Lineage: Eukaryota; Fungi; Ascomycota; Dothideomycetes; Mycosphaerellales; Extremaceae. The transcript has 2 exons. The record is from RefSeq and is a predicted model, not a curated record. Bases 1 to 399 code for a protein of 132 amino acids.